AUGUUCCAACCCUACAACCUUACUCCGUUAGACCAUUUUUCGCCUCCAGGGCAUUUCACUUUGUGUCUCAAGUUUAGUUUGAUUGGCAAGGAUUUUGUGCAGGUCCUUCGGCGAAUGGAGGAUGCAUUAGCUCGUGUGGUCUCUGAAUUUCCCUUUCUGGCUGGGAUGGUGGUACCAUCUACCCAGCCAGAUGGUAGAAGCAACGUACUUCAGGUGCGGCCUGCCACUGCUGCUGAGCUUGAAGAAUGUCCUAUUCUGGUCACUAUACAUCAUACAGAGCCCACUGCUCUCACUGUGGAUGGGAAAUUCAACACUGCCUUGAUGCCGUUCCCAAUCGUCUACCCACCAUGUAACCCUUCUCCUGUGGUACGGUUGAAGGCUAAUGUGAUGGGAGACGAGUUGCACCUGGUCUUGUGCUUUGAUCACCGAGUAAUGGAUGGGUCAGGGGUUUUUGUUUUGCUCUAUACUUUCGCCGCGUUCUGUUGUGAUCCUAAUGCCACGGGUUCACCCACAACUCCACAUGCCCAAGAAGAAACAAGGCAGCAUAUCGAUGAAAUUGCAUCUGCAGCCACGCCGCAGGAUCUUCAAUGGACCACAUUUCCUACCCCAACAAGCGAAGACGAAGUAUCCUCAGAUUUUAGUCGAGUGCCUAUCAGUUCUCCUCAUGUACUCGAUGGCCUAAAAAUAAAAAUGCUGUACGACGCCUGCAAUUCGGCUUUACAGUCUCUUCCUGCGAAAUAUAGGAAGGAUCUUCCCGAGGUGUCCCUUCGACCGCGUCUGGUCGUCAGCGCCCUGGUUGGCACAUGUAGCAGUCGCGCCCGCUCGAGGGCUUUCCCCGAUGAGCAGGAACUCCCAUCCGACAUUUUCAUCAUGGAAAAUACUCGAAAGGCACUCAAUUUACGUCGGGGAUAUAUGGGCAAUACUAUCAUGGGCACCCAAAGCACGUGUAAUGGCUCUGCGCAUCCUCCACCUGAAGUCUUGCAAAAUAUUCAUGUGCCAGAGCCUCUCAGCCCGAUAGGGCCGGAAGAUAUCUGGCGGAUCUGCAACGUUGCCCAGACUCUCCAGGAAGCAUCUGGACACCUGGGCGAGCAGCAUGCGCAGGGCAUAGUCGCAACAAUGUCCCGCGAACGUGACUGGAGCUCAUUCCGACCCGGUUGGGGUGUGAAUUUUCUUGUAUCUGAUAUCAAGUCAGCAUCGCCUUAUGUGAACUUUGGGCCACUCGGAGACCUUCAGUUGUUCGACUUGCAUUUCGAUACAGCUCCUGGCUUUUGCUGGAUAAUGCCUAGUCUUCCGUCUGAUUCUGCAUCGCCAUAUUCAUGCUGGAGAUUGCGAUGGAAUUUGGAACGUGCGGCAAUGGAGUGUCUAUCGAGCGAUCCCCUCUUCCAGUGGGCUUCAACUCCUAGUACAGUCUCCAGACAAACCAAAGUCUAA
This is a messenger RNA of Penicillium samsonianum, 1431 nucleotides long. RefSeq lists its product as uncharacterized. The coding region runs from base 1 to 1431 and encodes 476 amino acids. The record is from RefSeq and is a predicted model, not a curated record. The transcript has a single exon. Lineage: Eukaryota; Fungi; Ascomycota; Eurotiomycetes; Eurotiales; Aspergillaceae.